Molecule: messenger RNA, 3270 nt
Organism: Orussus abietinus
Lineage: Eukaryota; Metazoa; Arthropoda; Insecta; Hymenoptera; Orussidae
Product: E3 ubiquitin-protein ligase MARCH8
Exons: 5
Coding region: 952-1887 (311 amino acids)
Biological process (GO): antigen processing and presentation of peptide antigen via MHC class II; immune response; protein polyubiquitination
Cellular component (GO): cytoplasm; late endosome membrane; early endosome membrane
Molecular function (GO): zinc ion binding; MHC protein binding; ubiquitin protein ligase activity
Source: RefSeq, a predicted model, not a curated record
UGGUGCAGCAGAAAAAUACUUGGUGCAGGUCUGUCCGUGAAGGAAGUGUUCCCCGAGGAUGACGUCGAGUUUUUCGCGUGUGGAAUCGCGCAACGCGAGCCUCGGCGUCGGCCCUGAGAACGGGGUAUGAACGGCCGAGCAAUGGCAGUGAAUUUCUCGUGGUUCCCGACGAAAAGGCGAAUCGAUCCUCUCUCACGCUCGAAAUGGUAAUCCUCUUCGUUGUGUCAUCGACUCGAGCCAAGUGUCAAAGCAGCCUCGAGUCUCGUCUCGUUUGACCCCGGGAGGCCCUAACCUCAAUUUCUCGACGAGGCGAUUCCGGAGCAACCAGAGUCGCCUCUUUGUCGUCCGACAGAGUAAAAAUUGGGGGUGUCAAGAUGUACUUAUUCGCUGGAUGGUGAGCGAAUAGUCUCUUCUGCGUUGAAAAGCAGGCUUACUGAGAGCAAGGGUGCCCCUGCGAUGACAGAUACUAUAGGAAGUUGACAAGUCUACGAUAAGUACUCUAAACUAUGAGUAUUGUAACGUUGCUAGUCGUCGAGUGAGUCUGUUCCUUAUCGAGUGAUUAUUACGAUCGUUGCACGAAGCUUCUGACCGUUAAUGCAGGUUUUAAACUUCAUCGUCUGCAUUACGAGUGCCAGCGAGACGAGUCCAUCGAUGUAAAAGAGGAGGCACGUUUCAGUUGAUGUCGAUUGGGAAGAGUGGCCUGAGACUGAAAAACGUAAAAUGGUAAUCGCUAAUCUAUGGAGCGAUUUAAGCUGCCAGAGGAUUCACGGUAACGACAUUAGGCUGUGAACGGGUUCAUAAAUCAAGGUGUUCUUUGUGAUGGUUGAAAAAAGGAUUGUCUUGAUUGAGGGAAUUUUUGUCAUUCCACGACAUGAAUGACCAAACUUUCUCUAGGAUGCGCUUAAAAGUUUUUCUAUUGUGAUCAGCAACGUCUCUUAUAAGUGCAGCGUUAUGCCGGUACAUCAAAUUAACGUUGGUCCGCCGGAGUGGCAACAGCAACUCGGCCCAAUGAAUAAUUCCAGUCCAGCAAGUGGUGAACCAUUGUCCACCGAAUGGAAACCACAGGAAACUGCAUAUGCAAGGGUCGUCACAGUCAUACCCGAUCACUGUCACUCAUCAGUGAGCACGCUGUCAUCGAGCACACAUGACAUUUGUCGAAUAUGCCACUGCGAAGGCGAAGUCGGAGCGCCCCUGCUGGCACCCUGUUAUUGCAGCGGCAGUCUGCGUUAUGUUCAUCAGGCUUGUCUUCAACAAUGGAUAAAGGCAUCGGACACGCGUGCCUGCGAACUGUGCAAAUUCACCUUCAUCAUGCAUGCCAAGACAAAGCCUUUCUCAGAGUGGGAGAAACUCGAAAUGUCUGCCUUGGAGGUUCGUAAGCUCUGGUGUGCGGUGGCCUUCCACGCAGUGGCAGCCCUCUGCGUAGCCUGGUCUCUGUACGUGCUGGUCGAGCGCUCUGUCGAGGAGGCCCGAAGAGGUUACGUCGAUUGGCCCUUCUGGACGAAACUAAUCGUCGUUGUGAUAGGUUCCACCGGGGGACUCGUUUUUAUGUACAUCCAAUGCAAAGCGUACAUCAUGCUCUGCAGGAAGUGGCGUGCGUUUAACAGGGUGAUAUUCAUCCAGAAUGCCCCCGAGAAAGUGGUGCUUCCACCGUCGCCGACGGAUUCCCUCAGAGAGGCGACUCUGCCGCUCAAGGACCCCACUGCCUCGAUGCCGGAGCUUAAUCGCACUCUGUUGCCGCGCACCGUCGACCCUUCCUGCGCUUCCCACGCCGCGAAGCCCGAGUCCGCACCGCCUCCUCAGAGGCACGACGCUCAACUCAAGUUAUACGUAUUCGAGAAGCUCUCCUCGUCGGAGGACAAUUUAUACAAUAAGAGCGAUAACUGCUAAAUCAAUGGUCGACGGAUAGGCCGAUCCUCGUCCGGGAUAGGCCUCGACACGCAGACGAGGAACUUCUGCAUCGUGGGAAACUGUCUACUAACCUUUCGCACAUCACGAGAAAUGCAACUUAACCUCUAAGAGGUUAGAUGAGAAGCUUCGAUUCAGGUGUGUCUACGAGUCGGAAAUGUGCAGUGAAAAAAGGUACGUAAGUGGUAAUCGAGUUGUCUCGUGAUUUCCCCGUGAGACGAUCGCUUCUUAGGUCUGGUAAAACUUGUGGUACUUAAAUAUUAGGACGGAGCGUCGAGAAGCCAAGUAGAUGGUCGGAAGUAUCUUCGAAUAAGCGGUGCUGGUUUAAUAUUUUGUAUUAAGGAGGCUUUGCUGUCGUUGAUCUGUCUGGUUUUUUGUGGCGAAGUGUAUGGUUUGUUUCGACGAAACAACUCGGUUAUCAGCGUCUGCUUCAGUAGACUCGUGCGAUAAGAGGGAUAACGUCUAAAUUGACGGUCGAUUGAUCAGCUGAUUUUCAGUUGGGAGGUUUCGAGUGUUUGGGAGUUAGAAUUACAUGGAAUAUAGACCCAAGGUGCUCUCUGCAAAAUUAUAAGUGGUGCUAUGUUUUGACUAUGGCCAGGGGAACACCGAAGUGUAUUACCUACAUAGAUGAUGUACGCGAUAAGGAUGGUUCGAUGAUAAUCGGUAAAUGAAACGACUCUCAGUAAAGAGCCCAAAAUGUGCAUUGAUGGCAUCUGUCAAAAUGCAGGAAAUAAUUCAGUUAAACUCAUUAUGGAAAGGAAAGAUGCGUGAAAAUCAAAAAGGAGUUCAUACAAUAUGAAUCCAAUCAGCGGUUAAAAUAGUAAAUGGAAAGUCUUUCCAAAUUGAAGGAAAGGGAGGUAAGACCUUUACCAAAAUAGAGACAGGGCGAAACUUGUUGGAUUCGUCCUUGACAAAAAUUUAAUGGACUGUGAACCAGGUGCUCGUAGACCUGGUCGACUAUGGUGAUUAAUAGCGACGGAGUUAACGUGAACUCGCUGCGUUGCACGUUUCUUUUUAAAUGAUCGAACUCCCGAAACCCGAAGGCCUCCCCGUCGGAGCGCCGUUAGUUGGCAUUUAGUACUUUUGGUGCUAACAUUUAAUCGUAGGCAACGGUAGUACGUGGUGAUCGCGCGUGUCCAGGGUAAUGAACACUCUCUUGCCAGGUCCGGUGGAAACUCCGCUAUCGUCGCCACGUAACACCGCUGAUCCAUAGAGUACAUCCGCGUAUCGAAAGGAAGGAAGCCCCCCUUAUCCGCUACCCAAUUUUUCUCAACAGCAGACAAUUAUGUACAUAAUUAUCGUAUCUGUGAUGUUAUUGAAUAAACUUUACCAUAUUUAAACAAGACGUUCUUUUCGUCGAACGCG